UCCAUUCGUCUCGCCUUGCCUCGUUCGCUUCUCCUCUCCUUCUCUCCUAUUUAUCCCCGAUCCGUUCCUCUCCCUAUAAAAGGCCCAAUAUUUUUUGGAUUUUUCACCUAUAUAUCUACGUUCCCACUACUUCCCGCCGAAGUACCUCGCAUCUCCGACCUCCAAUCGCCAGGGACAGCCUCGAAUUUGCAGAGAUUGCUGCUGUUCGACUUGGAAGAAUUUGGGGAUUUCUGUGUUUCAGUACAUAAAAACCUUUAAGAUCGCUGGUUUACAAGGAGGAGGAUUUGGAAAGUGGAGCAUGGCAGAUCAGGGCAUGGAUGAGAGCCAACCCGUCGAUCUCUCUAAGCAUCCUUCUGGCAUUGUUCCCACGCUUCAGAAUAUUGUUUCAACUGUUAAUUUGGACUGCAAGUUGGAUCUUAAAGCAAUUGCUUUGCAAGCUCGUAAUGCUGAGUAUAACCCGAAGCGUUUUGCUGCAGUUAUUAUGCGAAUACGAGAGCCAAAAACUACUGCAUUGAUAUUUGCAUCAGGAAAAAUGGUAUGUACUGGAGCAAAGAGUGAGCAUCAAUCCAAACUUGCAGCAAGGAAGUAUGCUCGAAUAAUUCAGAAGCUUGGAUUUCCAGCCAAAUUUAAGGAUUUCAAGAUCCAGAAUAUUGUUGGUUCAUGCGAUGUCAAAUUUCCGAUAAGACUGGAGGGCCUUGCAUACUCUCAUGGUGCCUUUUGCAGUUAUGAGCCAGAGCUCUUCCCUGGUCUGAUCUACCGGAUGAAGCAGCCGAAGAUUGUGCUCCUCAUAUUUGUCUCGGGAAAAAUCGUUAUAACAGGAGCUAAGGUGAGAGACGAGACGUACACUGCCUUCGAAAACAUAUAUCCAGUCCUAACAGAGUUUAGGAAAGCCCAGCAGUGAUGCGGACACAUUGGUGCUACUUAUCUGGAGUUGUAUCUGUACAUAAUGAAGAAGCUUUUGGGACGACGAUGACCUGACUGUCUGUUAGUCUCCUGUGCUGUGCUAAUGUUCUGGAGUUGAACCAGCAUUUGAAAUUUUGUUUGUGUUGUACACCUUGUUGAAGAGUCAUAAGAGCAAACAGGUUGUUUAACCAACAUUCCAAUGUAUCAAUGAAAACCUACCGUCGACAUCUAUGGGUUUUCUUCCCCUUGUUCGAAGAUUGUUGUUGUUGUUUGAAAAUGUGAUAUUGCAGGUUCAAUCUACUAAUAAAACUCUUGCUUGACA
Messenger RNA from Musa acuminata subsp. malaccensis (wild Malaysian banana), 1225 nucleotides. Its product is annotated as TATA-box-binding protein. Gene Ontology annotation, molecular function: DNA binding; RNA polymerase II general transcription initiation factor activity. The record is from RefSeq and is a predicted model, not a curated record. NCBI's taxonomy places the organism in Eukaryota, Viridiplantae, Streptophyta, Magnoliopsida, Zingiberales, Musaceae. Gene Ontology annotation, biological process: DNA-templated transcription initiation.